AUGGCGGGCUCCCUGAAGAAACCCGCUAGGCUGCCGCCGAGGGUGCGACGCAAGGUGCCGCUGACGCAGCAGGAGUUUCAUGAGAUGAGAAGCAAUGCGGCCAAGAAGCGGCACGCGAAACGGCGGGAAGAAGCGAGGAGGAAACGCGAGGAGGAGGGAGACACGCGCGACCACAAAGGCCACAACAUCCGAGACGUGGUCACAGAAAACGCCAAGAACCACACUGGCUGGACGCGGCGCUUGCUGACUUGUGGCAAGUGCCAUGGAGCCUGGUGGGGCGAUGCGACCGCCAACGUGGCUGGCCCCUGCCAUGCAUGGAAUGACCUGGCAAACGACAAGCCCAGGUGGAUGCAACCGACCCGGUUGCGAUGGUGGGCAAGCCUUGAUGCAGUUGACCGCGCGCUGGUGCGACGGAGCUGGGCUGAGCAUGCCGAGCAGCAACCGACUACCGCGGCGUGGAGGAAGAUUGACGAGGCCGCCGAAGCGCUCACAGCCAGAGCCGACGCUGGGAGCUUCACGGCGGCGGAGAAGGAACGCAACAAGGUCAAGUGCCGCGCCAUGGUGAAGGCUGUAUGGGGCCCUGGGCAAGAUGUUGCUGACCGCCGAGGCCCGGAGUACUCGACGUGGCUGGCGGCGCGCUGUGGUUUGCACAAGGUGGACCGCCCUGAGACGACAGGCACGAGGCCAAUUGGCGAGGAGGCAGAGGGGCAGCAGGAGACGGCAGGACAGCUGGGGCGCAGCGAGGAGCUGGAAACGCUGGGGGUCCUUCUGGGGACUAUCAAUGUCGCCAGCUGGUCUAAGCAUGGCCUGGCGGCUUUCCAGGCAGCCGGCGCGCACGGUGCCGACGUCUUGUUUGUCCAGGAGCACAAACUCACGAGGCAGGGAAUGCGCACGGCGCAGCGGCUGGCUGCAAGGAGGAGCUGGCACCUCGUAGAGGGCACGGUGCUAGACGAGACUCAGGGCAAGAAUGGCCGUGAUUGGCACAAUUACGGCGGCCUCGCGUGCGCCACGAGGGGCACAUGGAGAGCUGAACGGCUGUGGCAGAUGAGGGAGAUAGGAGGAGAGGUUGCGGUCUUUCGUGUGCGCAGUGGCAGGCAGAUGCUGCACGUGGGGGUCGUGCAUCUCCGGCGCAACAGCCCGGUCCAGGCGCGCCGAGGAUUGCUCCUGGGUCUGCGGGAGUGCCUCGCCGGGCUCGGAGGUGCAGCUGUGCUCGGCGGCGACUGGAAUGUGGGGGCCUCGGAGGGCAUCCUCGGCGUUUUGACUGGGGAUGGCCAGUGGCAGCCUGCAGUGCCGCAGUCGUCCACGAUGGCAGGAAGCAGCGAUGCCAGGAAUGACUACUUCCUGGUCCAGGGCGUGGUUGUCGGCGAGGCAGUGGCGCACCGUGACCGGAUUGCGGACCACAGGUUGGUCACGAUGGGGCUCAAGGUGUGGGCCGAGGAGGAGACUGAGGGUUGGGCCUGGCGGCGCGCGGCGAGAUAUGGCGUCAGUACCAGACCACGCGCCAACAUGGACGAUGAAGACGACGGCUGGCUCGCGAGCGCCCGGCCGCCUCGCAGUCAAGGCCCCGACCUCUGGAGGAAGUGGUCCCGAGGAGCAGAAGCUUUUCUGCGAGGUGAGCACAAGGUCCUUACUGAAGGAACGGGCUACAAGGGAGACCGACACCUGGUGCACUGGCAGCGCCCGGAGAGCCAAGAGGCGGGCUCCGUGCAGGCGCGGCGCGAGAGGCAGCUGAGGGAACUCAUCGCCGUGUCGGAAGCCGUGCAGGAGCGAAGGGGGCCGCGUGUGCGUGACGGAGCGACCCAGGCGCUAUCGCGAAAGAGGGCGUACCUUCGGCGGAAACUUGGGCUGCCGCGGGCCGUUGGACCAGAUGACGCACAGGACCUGCACAGGAAACUGCGGGAAGCAGUGGAGGUCAGCAGGGACGAAAGGAUCAAAGUGUGGCGCGAGAGUAUACGUGAGGACAACAUGCGGAAGCGGACGUACAAAUGGAUCAGGAAUCCGGCGCAGAGCUGUGGAGCCGCCGUGUACGACGCGACCGAGCAGAGACAGUAUUCGGGGCAAGCUGCGGUGGAGAAGCUCCGUAGUUUUUAUCACGGCCACUUCAGUAGCGCAGGGUCUGGGAACCAGCCCGAGGAUGAUUUGCGCUGGGGAGCCCCAUCAGCAGGCAGCGUGCGGCGGCUUUUGAGGACGAUGGCAGGCACCGCGGCUGGCCAAGACCAGUGGUUAGCGAGCGAGCUGCUCCUCCUGCCAGACCUUGCUUACGAUGACCUGGUGGAUCUGUGCCUUGGCUUCGAGGCGGGAGGCUGGCCCCCGAGCCUCAAGAGGUGGAGGCAGACCCACAUCCCGAAGGAGAGCGACAGCAUCCCGAAAGUGGACCGCAUGAGGCCCAUCGCCAUCGCCAGCACGGUGGUAAGAAUGUGGCACAAACACCGAGCAGAGCAGAUCGCAGAGUUCCUGGAGCCGGCUUUCGAGGCGGACCAAGCUGGCGGCCUGCGCCAGAGAACGCUCGAGGGGCUCCUGGAGGGCACGCUGACGGAGGUCGAACAAACGAUGGUCGCCAACAGGAUCGCGGGCACCCCUGCGUACGACCUCCUGAGCGAAGACGACAAGCAGAGAGUGGACAGCAAGAAGGGCGCCCUCUACGGCUCCUCCUGGGACUUCGAGAGCGCCUUCGACAGGACGGAUCCAGUGAUUGUAGGACGCAUCUGGAAAGAGUGUGGUGUGCCCCAUGGCAUCGUGGAUGGCAUCGUGGACAUAUGGUGCAACCAGGAGCGGUGGAUUGAGAGUGCCGGCCUGGUCGCUAGUGAGCCCAUCGCGGUUUCACGGUCGUUGCCGCAAGGAGACCCUGCCAGCAUGCUUGGCAUGGCCACCGUGCUCAUGCCGCCGACGCGCCGCAUGAAACGGAGGGUGGCGACGGCCACGUGCUGCGUGUACGCCGACGACCGCACGGCCUGCACGAGGAGCCUGGAGGACAUGCAGGAGGUGGAACGGCAUUGGGGGGAGCUGGAGCAGCUUACGGCGCUGCGGACGCACCCGGGCAAGACCCAGCGGUUCGUCGUCUCCGCGGACGUUCUCGGUGUCGACUUCUCCUUCGACGAAAGGGAGCUAACGCCCAGGGAGAUGGGGAAACUCAAGGCAGGCAUUGAGAGGCUGCAGAGGAUUGCCAAGCUACCGCUGGGCUGGCGGGCAAGGAGGCGCGCGGUGGCGACGGCAGCCAUGCCCCUGAUGGCGUGGGGGCUCGUCACGGCCCUGCCGCAGGAGGCGCAACUGAUGGAGGUGCGACGGGAGGUGAGGAGAGCAGUGUGCGGCAGGAGGUGGCCCUCUGCUUCGGUGGAGCUCCUGCAUCUCCUAGCGGUGGGCCACUACGGCGACCUGCGUUGCGGCCCGACGCGCUGCCUGCAGCGACACCUAGAGGCAAUGGGGUUCCACAGGGACACCCACACGGGCGAUUGGAAGCAUGGCGACAGGCACUUGCGCAUCGACGACCGCAGGGGCAGAGCGGCGCACGUGCUCCGCGAGGCCUGGCGGCAGGAGCGCUGGGACGCCUUCAAGGCCCAAGGGGCGACGAGACGUGACAGCAGAUUAGCUGUGGAGGAAGGCGUCGCCUUCGAUGAAAGAGCCUUCCACGUCGCGACGGAAGUGCUGCAGUCAGGCGCGCUUGGCAGCCAUGCGCUGGCCGUGCUCACCGGGGCCAUGUGGAGCGAUGCCAGGCUGGAUGUGGCGAUGGGCAGAGAGCCGCGCCCGUGCAGCGAUUGCCCGAGCGGCGAGGUGCCAGACGUGGUCCACCAUUGGUGGCGCUGCGACAGGUGGGCCGGCAGGAGGAGAGGUAUUGCCACGCCGCGGAGCGCGCUGGCCAGACGGAUGGGAUGGCCGGAGGAGGCGCUCCAGGGCGCAGACGCCCGCCGGGCAUGGCGGAAGCAGCUCGAGUACAUGGCUGGCGUGCGCCAGAGCCUCGUCGAGGACCGCUACCGCGGAGGCAGGCCCAGCCUUGGCGGAACGUGGCAGAUGAUGAGGAUGGAGGAAAAUGCCUGA
Prorocentrum cordatum is the source of this 4032-nucleotide messenger RNA. NCBI's taxonomy places the organism in Eukaryota, Dinophyceae, Prorocentrales, Prorocentraceae. The record is from the annotation of a GenBank genome assembly.